AUCACCGCCUGCGGGCCUCAAUAAAAAGCCAUCAUCAAUUAACUUCUUUGUUAAAAUACUUCAAUUCUUCAUUAUUUUCACAUAUAGAUAGAAUCGAAAAUAGAAAAUAUAUACAUCUAAAUAGUUAGCAUUUAUAAAUGGCCGAGGCUGGAAAAAGAAAAAACGUGGCCAUAGCUGGCGUGGCCGCGGUUCUCUUGGUGGCAUGUGUCGUCGCUGCCACAUUGUCUGUGACAAACAAGAAAGGCGGCAACAGCGGCGGAAGCGGCGGUGGCGGACAGGUGACCACCUCAACGAAGGCGGUCCACGCCAUUUGUGCCACCACAGAUUACAAGGAUGCUUGCGAGACGAGCCUGGUCGACGCGAAGAACACAAGCAACCCUAAAGAGCUCAUAAAGGUGGCGUUCAACUCCGCCAUGAAAAACCUGAGCGACGCCAUCUCCCACUCGGCAGUGCUGAAGGAAGCCGCCAAGGACCCCCGGACCUCCGGCGCCCUGGACACGUGUAAGGAGCUGCUAGACGACUCGGUGGACGAUCUCAAAAGGUCUUUCUCAAAAGUCGAGGAUUUCGACAUGGACAAGAUCGAGGAAUACGCCGACGACCUCAAGGUCUGGAUCAGCGGCGCCAUUACCCACCAGCAGACGUGCCUGGACGCGUUCGAGAACACCACCGGCGACGCCGGCGAGAAGAUGAAGAAGCUGCUCAAGUUCGCCGGCGAGCUCACCAGCAACGGCCUCGCCAUGGUCACCCAGUUCAGCGACGUCCUGCAGACCCUAGAGAUCCCCGGAAUGAAGAGGCGCCUCCUCAGCCACGAAAAGAAGGCGGGAGAUGAUGGCGGCCUCCCUGCCGACGGACGACGGUUCCUCGCUGCCGACCCGGCCUCCGUCAAAGCCAAUGCCGUCGUCGCUCAGGAUGGGAGCGGAGAUUACAAGACCAUAAAUGAGGCUCUCAAAGCUGUCCCGGAGAAGAAUAACGACACUUACGUGAUCAAGAUCAAGGCCGGAGUUUACAAGGAGCAAGUGAUGGUUCCGAGGAAGAUGAAUAAGAUUGUUUUCCUGGGAGAUGGGCCCACUGCCACCAAGAUCACCGGGAGCUUGAAUUUCAUUGACGGGGUCAACACAUACAGGACCGCCACUGUUGCAAUCCAGGGAGAUGGGUUCAUGGCACGAGAUAUAGGGUUCGAGAACUCCGCCGGAGCGAGCAAGCACCAGGCCGUGGCCCUCCGCGUCUCCGCCGACAACGCCAUCUUCUACAACUGCCAGAUCGACGCCUACCAAGACACCCUCUACACCCACUCCUACCGCCAGUACUACCGCAACUGCGUCAUCUCCGGCACCAUCGACUUCAUCUUCGGCGACGCCGCCGCCGUUUUCCAGAACUGCAAGAUGCUCGUCCGCAAGCCCCUGGAGAACCAGGCCUGCAUGGUCACCGCUCAGGGCCGUAAGGACCACCGCGGGGUCGGCGGCAUCGUCCUCCAAAACUGCGAGAUCCUCCCCGACGAGGCAAUCAAGGGUGCGAACCCGCCCGUCCAGGUCUUCCUCGGCCGCCCGUGGAAGGAGUACUCCCGGACCAUCAUCAUGCAGUCAUACAUCGAUGGCUUCAUUGACCCCACCGGCUGGUCGCCAUGGAUGGGCAGCUUCGGGCUGGACACUUGCUGGUAUGCAGAGUACCAGAACAGAGGCGCCGGAGCUAACACCGACAAGAGGGUCGAUUGGAAGGGUUACCAGAAGCAGAUUUCUCCCCAGGUCGCCAGCCAGUUCACCGCAGGAGUUUAUCUUCAGGGAGAUGACUGGAUCAAGCCCACCGGAAUUCCGUACGACUCCGGGAUGGUCAAGACCGCCUAAAUAUAAUAAUACCAUAAUCAUAAGUUAAUAAUGAUUUAUAUUGUCACAGUAAUAAUUUGUUGUUAUAUUCCAUUCGAUCAUGAGUGAGACCAAAUAGGAAUUUAUUUUCAUCUUAUUUAGUGAGGCCUUUUAUUUCUUCUUAAUUUGUUUUUUUUUUUGUAAUUGUACUGAUUGACUAUUCGUGUACGUAUAUAGUCUUAUUAUUGAAUGGAGUUCUUUGAUGAACUCGAUUCAUGAAUAACACAACCAGAGUUGUACUGUAGUUGAUUUUAGUUAUUUAAGAGAUUUUUUGUGGCAAUUCAAAA
Molecule: messenger RNA, 2146 nt
Organism: Cuscuta epithymum
Lineage: Eukaryota; Viridiplantae; Streptophyta; Magnoliopsida; Solanales; Convolvulaceae
Source: the annotation of a GenBank genome assembly